Messenger RNA from Mytilinidion resinicola, 564 nucleotides. Its product is annotated as ctr copper transporter. Gene Ontology annotation, biological process: copper ion transmembrane transport. The annotation marks the transcript as partial. Gene Ontology annotation, molecular function: copper ion transmembrane transporter activity. NCBI's taxonomy places the organism in Eukaryota, Fungi, Ascomycota, Dothideomycetes, Mytilinidiales, Mytilinidiaceae. The transcript has 2 exons. The record is from RefSeq and is a predicted model, not a curated record. Gene Ontology annotation, cellular component: membrane.
GCGGCCACCAGCACCGCAAAAAUGAGCAUGAGCAUGGGCGGCAACUGCAAGAUCUCGAUGCUCUGGAACUGGUACACGAUCGACUCCUGCUUCCUCUCCAGCUCGUGGCACGUCACCACCCACGGCAUGUUCGCCGGCUCCUGCAUCGGCGUCAUCCUCCUCGUCAUGGCGCUCGAGUUCUUCCGCCGCUUCGCCAAGGAGUACGAGCGCUACAUCCUGCGCGCGCACCUCGCCGCCCAUCCACCCGCUACCUCCAGCUCCGUCUCCUCGAGCGGUCCCAACGCCAGUACCGCCAAGGCCCCCGGGAUGCGCUCGGCGCUGCUCAACACCGCUGCCCCGCCUAGCUUCCGCCCGAGUCUCAUCCAGCAGGUUAUCCGCGCUGGACUGCACAUGGUGCAGUUCGCCAUUGCUUACUUCGUGAUGCUGCUGGCGAUGUAUUUCAAUGGGUAUAUCAUCAUUUGCAUCUUUAUUGGGGCGUUCCUUGGCUAUUUUGUCUUCAGCUGGGAGACGAUUGAGUUGGGUGGAGAUGGGGUGAAAGAGGAGGUUACUGUGUGCUGUGGUUGA